This is a messenger RNA of Stegastes partitus (bicolor damselfish), 6052 nucleotides long. RefSeq names its product upstream binding transcription factor (gene ubtf). NCBI's taxonomy places the organism in Eukaryota, Metazoa, Chordata, Actinopteri, Pomacentridae. The record is from RefSeq and is a predicted model, not a curated record. Bases 1275 to 3512 code for a protein of 745 amino acids. The transcript has 21 exons.
UUUUAAUAAUUUGUUGACAAAUAAUGACAUUAAACAGCAAAAGACAAAAAACACAUUGUAAAAACAAACACUUUGGACCUUGUAACAAUGACAGGAACAGUUUGAAGCUAUAAAAUGGUUGACCUAUAGAUUACUUGUAUGUACUCUGCUGUUAUGGACUGGCUAAAAAUGACUUCAAAAGUAAUAACUGGACAGUCUGCACUACAUAAAUGUCAAAGUUUUCUCUUUACAAGUAUUUGUUAGGGUGACAUCUUGUGCAGCUGAGCACACAUCUCCACAAUUGUGAGUGUAGGAAACAUAAUCAAAUCAAUAAUAUUAUCAAUUCCUUACUGCUUUUAACUCUUUGGGUCAGCAAACAUGCUGUAUCCAAUCAUUCACUUUAUUUACGCUCUGAAUACAAUGAAGGCCUCAUUCAUUUCUAGACACAUAAUGAGAAAGAGACUAUAUAAACAUUCAUCAACUGAUAAAAGGGACCGCUGCAAGUCAAAUAAGAUUAAAUUAAGAACCUGGACUGCCCUAAGGAAACAACUUAGUCAAGUUUUGCAUGUCUCCAUGUCUGAACGUCCUCUGAUGCCCAUUUUUCCCACAGCACGGGAACGCAGCACACUUUAACAAGGCCCAGUGCCUGAAAGUCAUUUGUUUUCCCUGAAUCGGACUGACUGGAUUGGAUGGCCGCGGGUUCCGCCCACAAACACACAAGGUGGAGUUGAAAAGAAAAAACAUGCUGGGCCAAAAUGAAGCUGUCAAACAGCCGCUUACAAUUUACUAAAAGCGCCUUUGGAGCAAAGUAAAGAGACACGGACGCUGCAUGGCGGAGCUUCCAGAUAGUUCUCGUCUAAAAAAGUGGCAAAUCUGGCACUGAUAAGUAAAAACCGUAAAGUUUUGUAUUGUUUAUUUUAAGUUAACGGAUGAGCCAGUUGCAUUAAAUUGGACAACUUUCAUGAAGCUACCUGAUCAGACACUCGGGGCUGCAGAUGUGAGCGGCUCGGCCUCCGGGAGUCGACAAAUGAGCGCCCUCGGUCGUGUUGAGAAUCGACGGUCGGAAAAAAUGUCUCGGCGUGGCGAAAUGGUUGGAUGGAGAGAGACGAGCUGCUGCGCGCUGACUGGAGGGAGACAGCGAGUGAGAUGGAGGCGGGGGGGAAGGACCAUCUCUGCGGGGACUGGAGCCCAGGACCGACGGCGCAGUGCUGGCUAUCGUUCAACCCUCCCCUUCUUCCUCCACAACGACGCCGAGGCUCACGCCGAGAGACAGAUUCAAUACAGUGCACUCACAAAUGAAUGGAGUAAUGGAGGCAGCGACCCAAGGCCAAGUGUGGGCGCAGGAUGACCUCUUAAAGCUGCUGGAGGCAAUGAAAGUUGCUCUGCCACAGAAAGACCUGACUAAAUACAAAACCUCAGAGUCCCACCUCGACUGGCAGAAGGUGGCUUUCAAUUCCUAUACAGCAGAGAUGUGUAAGCAGAAGUGGCAGGAGGUCUCUAAAGAGAUUCGUAAAUUCAGGACCCUAACAGAACUGAUAUUUGACGCUCAAGACUACAUAAAGAACCCCUACAAGGGCAAGAAAAUAAAGAAACAUCCAGAUUUCCCCAAGAAGCCUUUGACUCCAUACUUCCGUUUCUUCAUGGAGAAGAGGGCUAAGUACGCAAAGUUGCACCCCGAGAUGAGCAACUUAGACCUCACUAAGAUCCUCUCCAAGAAGUACAGGGAGCUGCCCGACAAAAAGAAGAAAAAAUAUGUUGAUGACUUCUUACGAGACAAGGAAACAUUUGUGCAGAGCAUGAUGAAAUUCAGGGAAGAGCAUCCAGAUCUUGUGGAGAGCAUGACCAAGAAAGGCUCAAAUGUACCAGAGAAGCCCAAAACACCCCAACAGUUGUGGUACAACCAUGAAAAGAAAGCCUUCCUUAAGACACGUCCAGAUGCGACCACCAAAGACAUUAAGGACGGUCUUGGCAAACAGUGGACGCAGCUGUCUGACAAAAAGAGGCUCAAAUGGAUCACAAAGUCCCUGGAACAGCAGAAACAGUAUGAGGAGACCAUGCGGGAGUACAUCCAGCAGCACCCAGAGUUAAACAUGACCCAGGGGGAUAUUGUAAAGUCCACCCUGACCAAGGCAGAGAGGCACCUGAAAGACAAAUCAGAUGGCCGACCUGACAAACCUCCUCCAAACGGUUACUCGAUGUUCUGCGCCGAGCUGAUGUCGAGCAUGAAGGACGUUCCCAGCACAGAGCGUAUGGUGAUGUGCAGCCAGCGGUGGAAGCUGCUGAAGCAGAACGAGAAGGACGGCUACCAGAAACGCUGCGAACAGAGAAAGAAGGAGUAUGAAAUGGAGAUGAACAGAUUUCUCAGUAGCUUAUCAGAGGAGGAGCAGCAGCGAGUGUUGGGUGAGGAGAAGAUAGGUUUUAAGAAAGGCAGUGGAGCCAACAGUCCUGCCUCCAAAAAGAAAAACGCCAAAGCAAAGACCAAUCCAGAGAAGCCUAAAAGGCCCAUUUCAGCCAUGUUCAUAUUCUCUGAAGAGAAACGCCCCAAAUUGCAGCAGGAGAGGCCAGACCUGUCCGACAGCGACGUCACAAGACUCCUGGCUCGCAUGUGGAAUGAGCUGCCAGAUAAGAAGAAGGAGAAGUAUAAACGUUUAGAAACGGUCCUGAAAGCAGAGUCGGAGAAGAAGGAAAAGGAGGAUCGUAGUCGUCUGCCAGACCCGCCCAAAACUGCACAGGACAUCUGGCAGCAGAGCGUUAUAGGAGACUACCUGGCCAGAUUUAAGAAUGACCGGCCAAAAGCACAGAAAGCAAUGGAAGGGACCUGGAGCACCAUGGAGAAGAAAGAGAAGAUCAUGUGGAUCAAAAAGGCAGCAGAGGACCAGAAAAGAUAUGAGAGGGACCUGUGUGAGAUGCGCUCGCCUGCAGCUGCCAUUGCCUCAGGGAAGAAGAUGAAGUUUGAGGGUGAACCCAAGAAGCCACCAUCAAACGGAUAUCAGAAGUUCUCUCAGGAGAUGCUGUCCAAUGGAGAGCUGAAUCACCUCCCCAUGAAGGAGCGCAUGGCUGAGAUCGGCAGCCGCUGGCAGAGGUUGCCACUGAAGGAGAAAGAUCGCUACAAGAAGAUCGCAGAGGAGAAGCAGAGGCAGUACAAAGUCCUGCUGGAGCAGUGGCUAGCUAGCUUGUCUUCACAAGAGAGGAACACUUACAAAGAAUAUAAUUCACAAAAAAGGAGAACUACAGCGAAACCAGGAGGCCCCAAGGCAAAGUCCAAGAAAUCUGACACCGAGGAGGACGACGAUGACGACGAUGAGGACGAGGACGAAGACGAAGACGAGCAGGAGAAAGCAUCCUCUGAGGCAGACUCGUCCAGUGAGGACGACGAGGAAGACGAUGACAAGGAGGGCGAUGACGACGACGACGAUGAAGAUGACGACGAAGACGAUGACGACGACGACGAGGCGGAAGACAAGGAGAACAAGUCGGAGGACAGCAGCAGCGAGUCGAACUCGCAGGGGACGUCGGACUCUGAUUCAGACUGAGGCGGAGGCCGGCGUCGUCCCGAGACGAACUGAGCAGCGCUGAGCUGAGCCAAGAGUCAAGGGAGCUCUGCCACUGUGCCAACCCUGCUCUCCUCCCACCACCAGAGGGAGCCCUUGCAUUGCCUCAUCCAUUUCACUCUUUGUGUUGCUGGUGAUCUGUUCUCAAGGAGGGACCCUGCCCCGAACUCCAAAAUCAGUUUAGCUCCCUCCCCGCUGUGCGACGGUCACAUAAAUGCCAAAAAAAAAAAAAACAACAAAAAAACAAACAGCAUCCCACUGGUUUGGUGAUGUCAUGAACGUUUCUGCCGCUGGUUUCAAUCUGGACUCACAGGUUCAAUGGUUUCGGGUUAGAGUUUUAACGCGUAGGGUAAAGUGACUACCCUCCAGUGUUUGUUAGUUUUAGAGUUCUGGUUGUUAGUUACAGUCAGGUGGCAGGAGUUGUAAACAGGCUUCAUUGAGCCAAAGAACAUAGCCCGGUGGAUCACUUUAGGGAGCGGGGGGAUGUGCGGGGUACUGAAAAAAUUGCACUCUUCAGAAUGUUUCCUUUUAAUUCCUUUUUUUUUUUCCAGAACAUUGUUGUUGUUGUUGUUCUCUAUUCUCAACUUAUGAUGUAGAUUUUAUAAUUUGGUUCUUAAAGAGGUGGUAUUUUUUUCAGGAAAAAAAAAAAUCAAGCCAUUAUGAAUGUCUUUGUUUUUGUUGCUGGAAAAGUUUUCAGAUUUUGUUACUUACCCAUGUUCUCAUUUACCAAGAAGCUACAGUGCCUAUAAAGUGUUCACCCCCCACUUGGACUGUUUUGUUAUUUUACAAGACUGGCCUGAAGUAGAUGUAAUUAGGCCAUUUGACACCAAUCGGCGUAGAAGAAAGUGAAUGUCGGUGUGUUUCAAAGUGCUGCAGGCUUUACGGCACAGAAGUAAACAUGAUGUUGAUAUCAUCUUAUAAAACUGUGAGGUUUUCUUACGCUGCGCUGAAAACGAAUCGUUACAAAUCCAUCUAGAUUAAGCACAAAUAUAACAAAACAUUUGAUUACAUGUUAUUUAGGUGCACAGGAACCUUUAAAGGAUGGUAAUUUACUGUCAGUUUUUUUCUGUGUCUUCACCUAAAAACGACUAACAAGCUGUUCGGGCUUCCAGAUGCAGGUAGAAAUAGGUCUGUAGUUUUAUAUUUGUACUUAAUUUAUUGCAAAGGUUGUUUUUACAUUGUCCAAAAAAAAAAAAACCCACCCUCAUUACAUCUACUGCGUUUCUCAUAUUUUAGAACAUGAACAUCCAGUGGGGGUUGAACAGGCGCUGCAGGAUCCAUCGCUGCGUGUCCAUCACUGAAAAGUUGUCGUCAAUCCGCCAGUCUUAAUCAGUUCUGUUUGACUCCGUUUAUUCAGCAGCUCGUUCUGGCCUCACCGCGAUGUGAACAGUGUGCGACCGGAGCGCUUUGUCAUUGAAGGGAUAACUCUCUGCAUUUUGAGCUCGAUGUGACUCUGUGUUUUUAAAAAAAAAAGAAAGAAAAAAGAAAAAAAAAACAAACAUGUUAUUUGUUUUACAAUUUAAGUUACAGUUUAUUUGCUUACAGGUUUGUGUUAAUCCAUCUGAAGCUGAAUGGUUGCAUUUAUUCUUUUAUUUUCAAGCUUGUCUUGAAAUUUUUAAAUGGUAUUGACUGUAAUCCAGUUGGGUUUUAGUCUGAUGCUUAUCCCAAAAAGAGUGUGCACUUAAUGUAAAUCUGUCCCUCUGUGUGAGUUAGUGUGCAUGCAUGCACAGACUGUAUAUGAGGGUGUGUGUGUGCGUGUGUGUUUCUUUGCUUUAAUGUGUGCUGUUUUUGCUGUUUUGUUGCAUUACCAUGAUGUGACUGCAGCGUGCAUGUAUGUGCCUGUGUGGGGACAUCAUACCAACACCAUGAAUGUAGAUAUUGUUUUUUUUUUUUUUCCUCCAAAGGUCUCUGCUGUCAUGCAUUGAUUACCUGAAAAUGGACUAUUGACAAGACUUCCAUGACUGUCAUUUUUGGGUCAGACUGAGUAUAUGGCAACUGUUAAUAAUUUGUUAGGACUGAUUUUGACCAUUAUGAAUCUCAUCACAGACUGAAACAAAAACCAGCGUGGACUAUUUAAAUACCUGGGGAGGGAAAAGGAAAGCGAUUGCUCGUAUAGACUGAUGGGAGUUUGUAAAAGGGAUCUGGGGGAACUGAGUUGCCAGUGGACUUGGGGUUAAAAAAAAAAAAAAAACUGUAAUUUUUCUGUAAAUACUGUUUUUUGUAUUGAGUGCUUAUUGUUUUUUUUUUGUUAGUACUUUAAUUUGGCAAAAACCCUCAUCUGUGAUUUCCGAGGCCAGUGAGUCUUUCACUCACGGGGGAGAAUUUUUGGUUAAAUUCACCUGUUUUAGUUGUUUCUUCUCUCCCUUAUGUUGGUUUAUAGAGAUAUCUAAGACAGCAAAGCUUUACAAGUUUGUACUGCUGAUCAUUUGACAGAAUUUGAUGUUUUCUAUAGCUGAGGGUGUUCUUAUGUCCUUGUAGUUCAAGUAUUUGGGCAAAUAAAAAAUGAUCUUUAACAGGUAAAA